Molecule: messenger RNA, 353 nt
Organism: Arachis ipaensis
Lineage: Eukaryota; Viridiplantae; Streptophyta; Magnoliopsida; Fabales; Fabaceae
Source: RefSeq, a predicted model, not a curated record
CCAUUGAUUUUUGAAUUGUAGGGCUCAUGUUUGGGGGCAAUUUUGCUUAUGUUAUGAAGGACGUAAGCUUGUCAUUGAAACAACUUAUCUUAGAGAUUAUGGCAUCAAGGAUGGUGACCAGUGAUCUAUCCUAUAACUUUUUGGAAGGAGCAAUCCCAGAAAGUCUUGGAGAGUUGACAUCAUUACAGAGACUGAACCUAAAUGGGAAUAGGCUGUCUGGAAGUGUUCCAGCAAGUCUAGGAGGAAGACUAUUGCACAGAGCUAGCUUCAAUUUUACGGAUAACAGAGGACUGUGUGGUAUACCUGGUUUACCUAGCUGUGGACGUGGUGUCUUAGAGCGGGCAUUGGAUUAG